Clupea harengus (Atlantic herring) is the source of this 7560-nucleotide messenger RNA. RefSeq names its product dedicator of cytokinesis 8 (gene dock8). Lineage: Eukaryota; Metazoa; Chordata; Actinopteri; Clupeiformes; Clupeidae. Gene Ontology annotation, cellular component: cell leading edge. Gene Ontology annotation, molecular function: guanyl-nucleotide exchange factor activity. Gene Ontology annotation, biological process: positive regulation of T cell migration; positive regulation of GTPase activity; small GTPase-mediated signal transduction. The record is from RefSeq and is a predicted model, not a curated record.
GUAGUUUGGGAGUUGAAAAUGCGGAAGUUUCCACCCAGAAAACCACUGCCACCUCUACCGCGAGGAUGAAGCUAGGAAGCCAGUGAUGACAUCUGUACCGCAACAGUGGUGGUUACUCCGCUGACAGUGCCGCGGCGGGGACAGUGAACUACCAUGGCUACUCUACCCGGUUCGGAGCGACGAGCGUUCGCAUUGAAAAUCAACAGGCACUCCUCUGCUGAGAUCAGGAAGCACUUCAACCCCACAGGCCAUGGCUCCCCGCACAACACCCUCCACCAGCGCCACAGCCACAGCUCCAGCACCGGGGGAUCCUUCUGCUUCACCGUGCCUGCGUCCUACGAUGCAGUGGAGCCGCUGGAUCUAGAGGAUUUCCUGGUGACCCAGCUACGCAGCGGAGACAUGGAGCUCAUGCAGGAGCUCGGAGAGUUCCCCGACGACGACUUGGAGGUGGAGCUAGUGGACAGGGAGUGUCGCACCGCGGAGCACUCGGUCCCAGAUGACGGGCCAGAGCUUGACGCUCAUGUGAGAGACUGUGUGGAGAGCUACACGCAGCCGUGGCUGAUCGUCGGCAGAAGGUGUCAAGGAGAUGGGUGGAGUGCCUACUCGGAGCGCUCCGGCCUCCACAAACUCCUCCAGAGGCAGGUCUUUGAGUCGGACAUGCUGCCCGAGAGGCAAGAGCCAGCGGUGCGCUCUCCGUCUCUGGCGGCGUUGUCCGACGAGUCGGGCCGCACCACACUCGCCUCCUCGGACUUCGACCUGAAGGCGCUGCAGCCGGACGCGCGCGUGGACAGCCUGCUGCGCUUCAGCAACCCCGAGGACCUGGACCGCUUCAACCACGAGGCCCGGAACGGCAACCGCCACCCGGAGCUGUUCGCCCUCUACCCGCCCGCAGACGAGGACGAUGCUGUGGAGAUCCGGCCCAAGCCGGAGUGUCCAAGGGAACACAUCGGUCACCGGAUUUACAUCAGAUGCCAAGCCAUCAAGUUUGAGAUUGAAAUAGAGCCAUUCUUCGCAACCUUGGCCUUGUAUGACCUCAAAGAGAAGAAGAAGAUCUCCGAGGACUUCCACUGUGACCUGAACUCCGACGCACUGAGGGGAUACCUGCGCUCUCACACCCCGAGUGUCGACCCCUCCAGUCAGGCGAAGGCGGCCAUCUUCUCCAUCACCCAGCCCUCCCCAGACAUCUACCUGGUAGUUAAGCUUGAGAAGGUGCUGCAGCAGGGAGAGAUCGGUGACUGUGCUGACCCCUACAUAGGCAUGAAAGAGACUGAUACAGCCAAGAAUAAGGAUAAGCUGGAGAAGCUGAAGACCCAGUCGGAGGGGUUCUGCCAGAGGCUGGGGCGCUAUAGGAUGCCCUUCGCCUGGGGCACGGUCAACAUCAUGAACGUCAUCACCGCCACGUCCACACUGGAGAGAGACACGAGCGAGGCCGACGGCAUGAAUGGCAGAGGCAGUUUGGACAGAAGGGGCAACAUACCAAGGCGAAACUCGGAGCGCUUCUCUUACAUAGAGGAUCAGUACAACCUGUCAGGAUUCAAACCUGCCAACAUCACCAUAAACACCAUCUUCAAACAGGAAGGGGACCGUCUGAGUGAUGAGGAUCUGUUCAAGUGUCUGGCUGACAUCAAGAGGACGUCAAUGCAGAGACGGGUUAAAACAAUACCAGGUAUAAUCAAACUGGAGGUACUGCCAGCACCAGAGAACAUGCUAGGCUGCCUCUCUCCUGAACUCAUCCUCGUCAAACCAUUGGCUGAGAAGAACCCGAGGCUGAUCAAAGAGGUCCUGGAGUUCCCUUCCAGCGAGGUCUACGUCCCUCACAGCAUUUACAGAAACCUCCUGUAUGUUUACCCUCAGCGGCUCACCGUGGCCAAUCGGCUGACCUCAGCCAGGAACAUCACCAUAAAAAUUCAGUUCAUGAGCGGAGAGGAGCCUAGCUGUGUUCUGCCUGUCAUAUUUGGAAAAUCUACUGGACCGGAAUUUAUUGCAGAGGCUUGUACACCAGUGACUUACCACAACAAGUCGCCGGACUUCUACGAGGAGGUGAAGAUCAAGCUCCCGGCCAAGCUGACGGAGCGGCACCACCUGCUCUUCACCUUCUACCACAUCAGCUGCCAGCAGAAGCAGAGCCAGGCCGGCGGCGUGGAGACCCUCAUCGGAUACUCCUGGAUGCCCAUAGUUCACAAUGACCGUCUGCAGACAGGCCAGUACUGCCUCCCCAUCGCCCUGGAGAAGCUGCCUGUCAAUUACUCCCUGCACUCCCCAGAGAAGAUACCAGCGCAGGUCCCUCCUGUGAAGUGGAUGGAGAGCCACAAGGGGGUUUUCAACCUGGAGCUGCAGGCCGUCUCAUCGGUCCACACUCAGGACAACCACCUGGAGCGCUUCUUCACCCUCUGCCACGCGCUGGAGGGCAAGGUCACCUUCCCCAUCCGCCUGAGCGACGAGAAGAUCCCCGAGACCAAGGUGGAGCACGAGCUGAAGCUCAGCAUCAUCUCGCUGUCCUCCUCGCGUCUCGAGCCGCUCGUCCUCUUCCUCCAUCAGGUGCUGGACAAGCUCUUCAGACUCAUCAUGCAGCCCAUGGUCAUCGCAGGACAGACGGCCAACCUGGGUCAGAUCGCCUUCGAGUCGGUGGUGUCCAUCGUUAACAGCCUCCACAACAGCCAGGAGCUGGAGCGCGACCAUCAGGGCAGGAACUGUCUCCUGGCCAAAUACCUCUACUACGCCUUCAGACUGCCAGAGUCCCAGGGGGAGAUCUUCAGCACAGGUGGGCAUCAGCUCCACCCGGAGGGGCGCUACAGCACGCUGGGCAGAGCCACGGCCAGCACGGUGGGCAACAUGCUGAUCCAGUCCAGGGUGCGGAGCAGCAGCAACCCGGACAUCCCCGGCCCGCAGUCGGCCGAGGAUGCAGAGGUCAAAAACAUCCUGUCUGGAAAGGGUGCAAACCAUCCCAGCUGCCGCAUGUCAACGUAUAUGGAUGGAAGUAGUAAUCAACAGGGCUCUUCAGCAGGGACAAAGCCCAUCAAUAAAAAGCAAUUCCAUGAAGAGCUCGCUCUGCAAAUGGUGGUCAGCACUGGGGUAUGCCGUGAGAAUGCCUACAAAUACGCCUGGUUCUUCUUUGAACUCCUGGUGAAGAGCAUGGCCCAGCACGUCUCUCAGAUGGACAGGAAGGCCGUGCCACGCCGGAACCGCUUCUCCGACCGAUUCAAGGACGACCUCACCACCAUCGUCAACGUGGUGACGGCCGAAAUUUGCACCAGCCUGGUCAAACAUAAGGAAACGGAGCAAGCUGAGAAAGUGAACAUCAGCCUGGCCUUCUUCCUGUACGACCUGAUGUCCCUCAUGGACCGCGGCUUUGUGUUCCAGCUGGUGAAAUCCUACUGCAACCAGAUGAGUGCAAAGGCCGUGUCCAUGAAUACGGUGGUCAGCACGAGGCUGGAGUUCCUGCGUAUCCUGUGCAGUCACGAGCACUACCUCAACCUCAGCCUCUACUUCAGCAACCCUGCCUCUGCCCCCACCUCGCCCUCCCCCUCCAUAUCCUCACAGACUUCAAGUUCUUGCAGUUUUCAGGACCAAAAGAUCUCGGCCAUGUUUGAUCUUUCUCAUGAGUUCAGGCAGCAGCACUUCCUGACAGGCCUUCUAUUGACUGAGCUCGAUGCUGCUCUUGAGAUGGAAAAUGAAGGUGGGAAAGUGCAGAGGAAAGCCAUCAAUGCGACGUACAGCUUACUGUGUGCCCAUGACCUGGAUCAGCGUUGCGUGCGGCCUGAGGUUCGAGCUAAGAUCGCUGCUCUCUACCUCCCCCUGGUGACCAUCAUCAUCGACUCCAUCAACUCGCUGGACUUCACAGUUUCAGACCCACGCGGGGGCAAAGGCAAGAACACUGCCCCCGACGAGGAUCCUGACAGCGUCAACCCCAUCAAUCAGAAUAUUGCCAUGGCGAUUGCAGGAAAUCCAUAUAAUACCCUGGCAAGAAACGCACUGGCUUCCAUGGCCUCCAUGGCAACGAAGGCCACCAGCACCCUGACGCCCGAGACCAGCCGGAACCUGCUGGUGUGUUUCCUGUGGAUCAUGAAGAACGCCGACCAGACCCUGAUCCAGCGCUGGACGGCCGACAUGCCCUUCGCCCAGCUCAACCGGCUGAUGGAGCUGCUCACCAUCUGUGUGUCCUGCUUCGAGUACAGGGGCAAGCAAAGCUCAGACAAGGUGAGCACCCAGGCACUGCAGAAGUCCCAGCAGGCCAAGGCACAGCUGGAGCAGGCCCUGCUGGGGGGUCGGGGAGCUCGGGGGGAGAUGAUGAGGAGAGCAGGUGGUAACGAGCGGGCAUUUGGUAAAGAGAACCUGCGCUGGAGGAAAGACCUUACUCAGUGGCGGCAGACAAACGAGAGGCAGGACAAGUCGAAAGCGGAGCUGGACCAGGAGGCCGUCAUCAGUGGUAACCUGGCCACCGAGGCCAACCUCAUAGUGCUGGACCUGCUGGAAGUCAUCAUCCAGGCCACGCCAUUGGCCGAGUGCAAGGACAGUGUGGUGGGCGGAGUCCUGCGGGUCCUGCUGCACAGUCUCACCUGCAACCAGAGCACCACCUUCCUGUCCCACUGCUUCAGCUCCCUCAGGGCUCUCAUCGUGAAGUUUGGGGAGCUGCUGUUUGAGGAGGAGGCGGAGCAGUGUGCCGACCUGUGCCAGAAGGUUCUCCAGCACUGCAGCAGCAGAGUGGACGGCAACCGCAGCCAGGCCUGUGCCACCCUCUACCUCAUCAUGAGAUACAGCUACAGCUCAGCUAGCAACUUCUCCAGGGUGAAGAUGCAGGUGACCAUGUCGCUGGCCUCUCUGGUGGGGAAGUCGUCGGACGUGCAGGAGGAGUACCUGCGGCGGUCCUUCCGCACGGUCCUGGCCUACGCCGAGGAGGACACCGAGAUGCAGGCCACACAGCUGCCCUCUCAGGUGGAUGAGCUGCUGGGGAACCUCAACAGCAUCCUGUCAGACACCGUGAAGAUGAAAGAGUUCCAGGAGGAUCCAGAGAUGCUGAUGGACCUGAUGUACAGAAUCGCCAAGGGUUACCAGACGUCCCCAGACCUGAGGCUCACCUGGCUACAGAACAUGGCGGAGAAGCACAACGUCAAGAAGUGCUACACGGAGUCGGCCAUGUGCCUGGUGCACGCCGCCGCCCUGGUGGCCGAGUACCUGAGCAUGCUGGAGGACCACAAGUACCUGCCUGUGGGCAGCGUCACCUUCCAGAACCUCUCUCCUAACGUGCUUGAAGAGUCGGCCGUGUCCGAUGACGUCCUGUCCCCGGACGAGGACGGCGUGUGCUCUGGCCGCUGCUUCACGGAGAAUGGCCUGGUGGAUAUGCUGGAGCAGGCCGCAGAGCUCUUCAGCAACGGUGCGCUCUAUGAGGCCGUGAAUGAAGUUUACAAGAUCAUGAUUCCCAUCCUGGAGGCUCAUAGAGAUUUCCGGAAACUGGCUUCCAUCCAUGACAAGCUUCAGAGAGCCUUUGAGAGCAUUAUACUAAAGGGACACAAGAGGAUGUUUGGGACGUACUUCAGGGUUGGGUUUUACGGCAGCAAGUUCGGAGACCUGGAUGAACGGGAGUUCGUCUAUAAGGAGCCAGCCAUCACCCACCUCCCUGAGAUCUCCCACAGACUAGAGGGCUUCUACAGUCAGUGCUUUGGAGAUGGCGUUUUAGAAAUGAUCAAGGACUCCACGCCUGUUGACAAGAACAAACUGGACCCAAACAAGGCCUACAUCCAGAUCACCUUUGUGGAGCCCUUCUUUGACGACUAUGAGAUGAAAGACCGACUGACCAACUUCGAGAAGAACUUCAACCUGCGGCGCUUCAUGUACACCACGCCCUUCACCAAGAGCGGGCGGCCGCGCGGCGAGCUGAACGAGCAGUACAAGCGCAAGACCAUCCUCACCACCAUGCACUCCUUCCCCUACGUCAAGACGCGCAUACACGUCAUCCAGAAAGACGAGUUUGACCUCACCCCUAUCGAGGUGGCCAUCGAGGACAUGCAGAAGAAGACCCGUGAGCUAGCCGUGGCCACGCACAGGGAGCAGCCGGACGCCAAGAUGCUGCAGAUGGUUCUGCAGGGCUCUGUGGGGGCAACCGUCAACCAGGGCCCAUUGGAGGUGGCCUCAGUGUUCCUGAAUGAAAUCCCAGCAGACCCCAAACUCUUCCGUCAUCACAACAAACUGCGCCUGUGUUUCAAGGAAUUCAUUAUGCGUUGUGGGGAGGCUGUUGAGAAGAACAAACACCUCAUCACUCCAGACCAGAAGGAGUACCAGAGUGAGCUGAAGAAGAACUACAACAGGUUGAGGGAGAACCUGCGGCCCAUGCUGGAGAGGAAGAUUCCGGAACUGUACAAACCCAUGCACCCAUCCAAGCCCCGUCUUGAGAGGGACAACGUCAAACGGCUCAGUUUCCGGCGAACCCAGGAGGAGAAUUCAUGAGGGGGGGGGGGGGCUGAUGUGCGGGGACCGCCAAGGAGCUGGAUCUCAGCUGAAUCUGCUCAGUCCUGUUCCAAAGCGACGCAACACGGCACAUCAGAUGUACAGAGAAAGGCAGUGUGGCGCAGAAACUUCUGUGCACACAGCACUCUGAAGUAUGCACACUUAACUGUUGCUGUACAAGUACUCUGGUAGUACACGCAGCACACACCAGACCUUCACACUGCCAGUGUAGAGUUCUUGCACUGUGCGUGGAUUCCAUUUGUGUAGAUUUCAAACAUGCCGCAGGAUUUGCCAUUACGUGUCAUUGCUGUGUAGCUUCGGCACAAGUGGGGGUCUAAUCCCCUAAACCCUGAAAUGCCUUUAUAUGUCAUGUAAAGGCCCUGGUACUGGAAAUGUUGCUGUAAAAUAAAAGGAUAUUGAUGAAACAUAUGGGCAUUUCUAUUUGCGUUUACGUUUUUGAAUGUUUGUUUGUUUGUUUUUUUUAUUUUAAUGUUUCAUUUUGAUUCGGCAGUUCAGCUAAUUUGCACAAUUCAUGCUGGUCAUUUCCAUCUCUCAGGUCAUUUCAUGAGGGUUCGAUAUUUUCAUUUUAACACCAUAGCUUACUGAUGUUCUUAAAAUAAUUUAAAACAUGGGAAAUUACAGCCUGUCACAUGAUCUAUGAGACAAAUGAAAGGGUGUCACCCUGUGGAAGAAAGAAUGGCAAUCAAAUUAUACCCUAACUUUUGUAAAAUGUCUGUACAUGUAAUAUCUGGAGAAAAUUUAUUUUUCAUAUUUUUCUGUGAAAAUAAAAUGGAAAAAGGAUUUAUAUGCACACUGUAGCUAGGUGUAAUAGAAUUUCAAUUUUAUUAUUCUGUAUUCUUUUAUAGAUUUAUUUUUUAUGUCUAACUUUUUGUCUGCUACAAAGGUUUAGCAUCAUCUGCCCCCCUCCUUGAAAAUAUCCUUAGUGACCGAAUUGACUGCACAUAACUGUCCAUAGCCCAUCUUGGAUCUCUUAGAUCUAAAGUAAUGGUACCCACCUGUUACAUUCCAGUGAGCUGCUGGCCUUUCCUUCGUUUCCAUUGUUUUUGUUAUUUUACAGUCAUUCAGUGCACUUCAGAUUAAUAAAUACUGAAAUACUGA